Messenger RNA from Ostrinia furnacalis (Asian corn borer), 1328 nucleotides. RefSeq names its product hydroxypyruvate isomerase-like protein Gip (gene Gip). The record is from RefSeq and is a predicted model, not a curated record. Gene Ontology annotation, biological process: glyoxylate metabolic process. Lineage: Eukaryota; Metazoa; Arthropoda; Insecta; Lepidoptera; Crambidae. The transcript is spliced from 4 exons. Bases 223 to 1005 code for a protein of 260 amino acids. Gene Ontology annotation, molecular function: hydroxypyruvate isomerase activity.
GAUCAAGUAAACGAGAGAACAUUUAUUAUUAUCAGCUCUGACACUAGCAAACCGCUGCGGUUUCUUGUGUUUAUUUUACUUUGUGAUGAUAACAUUGCCUUGAUAAGAAUAUUCACCGCAUCCAAUCAUAACUGGCACUAUAAAUAAUAGUUAACCUCUAACGUUGGUCAUUGUCGGGAAAACUCUUAGUUAGAAAACUUGUGUUAUUUUAUCUCAGUGAAAAUGAAGUUUUGUGCGAAUUUGGCCUUUAUGUUCACGGAGGCAACGUCGAUGAUUGAAAGAUACGCGCUGGCGAAAGAUGCCGGGUUCAAAGCUGUGGAAAGCGGGUUUCCAUUUGGGUUCACUCUGGAGCAGGUGAAGCAAGCCAAGGAGGCGGCCGGCAUUGAACAGGUCCUGAUCAAUCUGAACACAGGAGAUGUAAGUAAAGGGGAACUAGGAGUAACAGCAGUACCAGGAAAAGAAAAUGAAUUCCAGGAAAAGCUGAAAAUCACCAUUGACUAUGCCAAGGCCGUAAAUGCCAGAAAAAUCCAUAUCAUGGCUGGAAAACUAGACAAUGUGACACCACAGAACUGGGAGACAUAUGAGAACAACUUGAAGUAUGCCGCUGGUUUGCUGAAAGAUGCCAAUAUUUUAGGAGUCAUCGAACCGAUCAACCAACAUUCUGUGCCUAAAUAUUUCUUGAGUGAUUAUGGAAAAGCUAUUGAAAUCAUAAAACGCAUAGGCAGCCCCAACUUGAAACUGAUGAUGGACAUAUUCCACUUGCAACACAUUUGUGGAGAUUUAUCUCAUAACAUCAAGAAUUUUAUGCCCUAUGUGGGUCAUGUUCAAAUAGCUCAAGUGCCUAAUCGCAACGAGCCGGACACUCCAGGAGAGAUAAACUAUGAAUAUGUUUUGGAACACUUGAAAAGCAACGGCUACAAUGACUGGAUCGGUCUAGAGUACAAGCCGGCAAAUGGCAGCAAAGCUGGACUGAAGUGGAUCCAUAACUACGGCUACAGCCUGUGAUAAUUAUUAGCAUUUAUAUUGUUGUUAUACUGUUAUGUAUUUAGUCAGAUUGCACUGAAAGCUCAAAUAUCUAUUUUUUAAUAUUGUUGUAACAAAAUGUGCGUAAAACAUUAUGCUCAAAAUAUGUGAAUGUUAAAAAGUCUCUCUUUUGUUUAUAGGGAAACCAGCUAGUAAUUGCGGUUUACCAACAUGAGGUAUUUGAACAUCCCUUUUCUUUUAAUUAUUAAUAUUUGAGCGUCAUGUAUUGCGCAUCAAUUGGCUUGUAAGAACUGUUAUUGUUAUAAAGUAACAAAAGAUUUUAAACAGUCAAAUACAUUUAUUAC